AUGUAUAAGAUAAGCUAAAUCCUCUAAUCGAGCAUCGUUGAUGUAGUAGAAAAAGCAGCAAUUAAUGAAUCAUUGAGUACAGAAUUAAAAAUAUACUAAUUAGAACAAAAUUUCGAAUUUACUCAAAUGAGUACUCAAAAUAUUCAGAGACUUAUACAUACUAUGAAAGAAAAUAUACUAGAGCUGAGCUAAUACUCACUACAAGUAGUAUAUAAAUGCAAAUAGAAACUGAUUUCCAGCAAGCUACUUACUAAAAAGAUAAAUAAUUAUUAAAGAUUACCUAAAGGAGAACUAGGAUAAUCUAUUGAAUUGAUAAAUCUACUUUAAAACCCAGAAACUGUUGCUAUAGAGCAUAAAUAAAACAUAUCUUCAUUUGCAAAAUAAUGA
Molecule: messenger RNA, 387 nt
Organism: Tetrahymena thermophila SB210
Lineage: Eukaryota; Ciliophora; Oligohymenophorea; Hymenostomatida; Tetrahymenidae
Exons: 2
Source: RefSeq, a predicted model, not a curated record